Dictyostelium discoideum AX4 is the source of this 264-nucleotide messenger RNA. RefSeq lists its product as hypothetical. The record is from RefSeq and is a predicted model, not a curated record. Gene Ontology annotation, biological process: cellular response to amino acid stimulus; positive regulation of TOR signaling. The coding region runs from base 1 to 264 and encodes 87 amino acids. NCBI's taxonomy places the organism in Eukaryota, Evosea, Eumycetozoa, Dictyosteliales, Dictyosteliaceae. The transcript is spliced from 3 exons. Gene Ontology annotation, cellular component: lysosome; Ragulator complex.
AUGAGCGCACCAGAUAUUUUAAAAGAUUUUAAAGGUUCAUUAACUAUUGAACAAGAUGGAUCAAUUUCAAGUGCUUCAGGUAUUUUACAAGAAAGUUUCUAUAAUAAUAAAGAAUUUGCAAGCACCAUUAUUUCAAUGUUACACGACGUCAAUAAAAUUACAUCUUCAAAUAAUCAAGAAUUUAAAAGAAUGACAGUUUCAUUUUCAGAACAAACAUUUAUAGUCACAGCAAUUGGAACUAAAAUUUAUGUAGUUGUACAAUAA